AGGUGAGUCGCGUAGGGUGGUGCGGCGAGGCUACUAGGCGCGCCGCGAGGAAGCAGAGGCCAGUCUCGCUCUGAUCUUAUAGUCGUUGGGAACUGUGAGCCUCCGUUGCAGAGAUGGGUUGUGUUGCUGUUGCUGCUUUUCUGUUCCUCAUGGCCCAGGCAAACUGCCAGUUGCAGUAUGCCGAUCACGCCCCAUACUACCUGCCACCGGUGGUGCCAGUCACGGAGACGGUGACGGUGACAGUGACCCAAACAAUACGUAUCCCUGUGACGUCCGACAUUUGGGUGAGCACAGCGAUUCCAUACACUGUAAGGGUGACGAGUCUCGCCACUGACUACACCUACGUCCCUGACGACGCGGAGACAGUCACCGCCGUCGUUGCCGUCACAAACACGCCAAUCUCCUUAGUACGCGAGACGAGCUGCAUCAACCCAGUACGGACGGCGGUGUCUGUCUUCACUUCCUUCUUGACCGACACGGAGAGGAAGGACUUGUACCACACCGUUACUCACGUCAAUGUUCAUCACGAGAUCAACACCGUGGCAGUGCCGUCCGUCCAGACCCUCGUACAGAGGGUUACCACCACCACCAUCCUGUUCACCACCGCCACUGUCACUUCCACUACCUUCGGCUACUACCAUUAAAACUAGGUCAAUUGAUGAAAUAAUGUAACUGUUACUUGAAUAAAGUAUUAUUAACAUGC
Molecule: messenger RNA, 703 nt
Organism: Scylla paramamosain (green mud crab)
Lineage: Eukaryota; Metazoa; Arthropoda; Malacostraca; Decapoda; Portunidae
Exons: 6
Coding region: 114-644 (176 amino acids)
Source: RefSeq, a predicted model, not a curated record